CCGAGCCAGGGGAGAGGGGGCUGGUCGGAGCAGACGGUCCUUUUCCUCCCAGCUGUUGCCCGGGGAGGGGUCGGAGGCGGGUCCGGUUCAGCCCGGCUCCUCCCGGUGGCUCCGGCUGCCCCGAGAUGAGCAGCCCCGAUGCGGGCUACGCCAGCAGCGACGACCAGACGCAGGCAAGGUGCUCGCUCCCCAUCAUGAUGCCGGCCUUGGGCCCCUGCCAGUGGGCAGAGUCCCUGAGCCCCCUCGCAGACGCCAAGGUGAAGAGUGAGGCGGCCCCGGCGGGGGCUGCGAGCAGCCGGGCCAAAAGCGAGUCUCGCAUCCGCCGGCCCAUGAACGCCUUCAUGGUGUGGGCCAAGGACGAGCGCAAGCGGCUGGCGCAGCAGAACCCGGACCUGCACAACGCGGAGCUCAGCAAGAUGCUGGGGAAGGCCUGGAAGGCGCUGUCGCUGGCGGAGAAGCGGCCGUUCGUGGAGGAGGCGGAGCGGCUGCGGGUGCAGCACAUGCAGGACCAUCCCAACUACAAGUACCGGCCGCGCCGGCGGAAGCAGGUGAAGCGCCUGAAGCGCGUGGAAAGCGGCUUCCUGCCCCACGGGCUGGCGGAGGCGCCGGGCGCCGGGCUGGCCAGCGAGGGCAGCAGGAUGUGCGUGGAGAGCCUGGCCCUGUCCUACCCGGAGCAGGGCUACCCCGCCGUGCAGAGCGCGCUGCCCCCGGCGCUGGGCCACUACCGGGACUGCCAGCCCCUGGCUGCCGCCUUCGACGGCUACAACCUGCCGACCCCGGACCCCUCCCCGCUGGACGCGGCGGAGACCGAGCCGGGCUUUUUCACGCCGCCCCUGCAGGACGAGUGUCAGCUGGCGCCCUACGGCUACCCCGCGGCCGAGUACCCCGCGCACGGGGCCGAGAGCCAGGCCAGCGCCGCGCUCCGCAGGCACCUGCCCCGCGCCGAGCCGCUGGGGCAGCUCAGCUCCCUGCAGAGCCUGCUGGGCUGCCAGGGCCCCCUGCACGCCUACUACGGGCAGCUGUGCCCGCCCGCCGGCCCGGCCCGCGCUCCCCAGCUCCCACCGCAGCCCUGCCAGCCCUCGCCGCCGCCCGAGGCGCCGCAGUGCAGGGAGUCGCUGGAGCACCUGUCGCAGGACGAGCUGCUGGGCGACGUGGAUCGCACCGAAUUCGAGCAGUACCUGCACUUCGCUUGCAAGCCCGAGCUAGGGCUCCACUUCCAGGGCCACGAAGCCGGCCUGCCCGCCCCAGAGGCCCACGGGCCCAUCUCCUCGGUGGUUUCGGAUGCAAGUACUGCUGUGUAUUACUGCACUUACCCAGACGCCUAA
Messenger RNA from Terrapene triunguis (Three-toed box turtle), 1325 nucleotides. RefSeq names its product transcription factor SOX-17-like. The coding region runs from base 126 to 1325 and encodes 399 amino acids. Lineage: Eukaryota; Metazoa; Chordata; Testudines; Emydidae. The record is from RefSeq and is a predicted model, not a curated record. The transcript is spliced from 2 exons. Gene Ontology annotation, biological process: anatomical structure morphogenesis; angiogenesis; heart development. Gene Ontology annotation, molecular function: DNA-binding transcription activator activity, RNA polymerase II-specific; RNA polymerase II cis-regulatory region sequence-specific DNA binding.